GAAGGCGGGGAGCGGGCGGCCGUGGAGGAGGAGGGGGAGGCAGCGGCUGCAGCAUCCAGAGCUGGCCCUGGCAGUCGGCGCGCCCCGCGCACAAAGGCGCCCAGUCCCUAGGGAAGGCGAUGAGCGCACCGCAGCCCGGGCCCCGGCCACCGCUGCAGCCAUCGCGGCGUGCGUCCGGGGCGCUGGGGAAGAAACCUGGUGCUCCGGGGACCGGCGGCCGAGGUGCGGCCCGUGCGCCCUAAGCGCGGGACUCGCCGCCCUCCAGGUCAGGCGCCAACCCUCGGGGCGGCCGGGGCGCGUGCUUCCGCGCCCCCCUGAGAUCGGCGCAGUCGGGCGCUUCACUACCUCCGAGCCCUCUUGCCGCGCCUGAGCGCCAACUUCGCCAAGAACGUCCCUAACUCCAGGGCACCCUGCGGGGAGAGAGGGCGCUGCUGCCGGGCACAAGCCGAGAGGACGCGCCGCUGGCCGGGAAGCCAGCAUCCGCGGGGUCGCUCGGACGCCCCUGAGUGGGCAGCAGCGGCAGCAGACCUCUCUCCCGGGAGUUCUGGACCUGCCAGCGCUGGGGAUUCCUCCCGGGCAGGCGCUCGCCCUCUCGUUUAUGGAGCUUGGGCCCCUGCCACAGCCCAGCAGAGGCUGUGGAGAUCAACCAUCAGGAAGCCUGGUUCUCAGCCUCGGGGUCCAUCCCUGGCUGCGGGGAGUGGAGGCUCCGGCGAGGUAGCAGUGGCCCGCAGCGGUCCCCUCCCCAUAGUGAGCCAUGGGUCAGAAACUCUCUGGGAGCCUCAAGUCCGUGGAGGUGCGAGAACCAACGCUUCGGCCGGCCAAGCGGGAGCUUCGAGGCUCAGAGCCUGGGCGGCCAGGGCGGCUAGACCAGCUGCUGGACAUGCCUGCGGCAGGCCUGGCUGUGCAACUGAGACAUGCGUGGAACCCCGAGGACCGCUCUCUCAACGUCUUCGUCAAGGACGACGACCGCCUCACCUUCCACCGCCACCCGGUGGCCCAGAGCACGGAUGGCAUCCGUGGCAAGGUGGGCCAUGCCCGGGGCCUGCAUGCAUGGCAGAUCCACUGGCCGGCUAGGCAGCGGGGCACCCAUGCUGUGGUGGGCGUGGCCACAGCCCGUGCGCCUUUGCACUCUGUGGGUUACACCGCACUGGUGGGCAGCGACUCUGAGUCGUGGGGCUGGGACUUGGGCCGCAGCCGCCUCUACCACGACGGCAAGAACCGGCCUGGGGUGGCAUACCCUGCUUUCCUGGGACCGGAUGAGGCCUUCGCUCUGCCAGAUUCCUUAUUGGUCGUGCUGGACAUGGACGAGGGCACACUUAGCUUCAUCGUGGAUGGCCAGUACCUGGGUGUGGCCUUCCGUGGCCUCAAGGGCAAGAAACUGUACCCGGUGGUGAGUGCCGUGUGGGGCCACUGCGAAGUCACCAUGCGCUACAUCAAUGGCCUUGACCCUGAACCCCUGCCACUGAUGGACCUGUGCAGGAGAUCCAUCCGCUCAGCCCUGGGCAGACAGCGCCUGCGGGACAUCGGCUCCCUGCCCCUGCCUCAGUCUCUCAAAAACUAUCUGCAGUACCAGUGAGCGGUGCUGAAGGCCUGCUGGCAUCUGGUCACAUGGCGCCCAGCUCCAGAGCAUCGGGAUGUGUCACUGACUUGGAAAAGGAAUACCUGUUGCUACUGUGGCUGCCAGGGCCAAAUUGCUGCCCUCAACCGGGACCAGGAGGCCACCUAGUCAACCAGAAUAUAGAGACCAUGUCUUCCUCAAGAGAAUGAAUAAAACAUUUGACAGGAGACGGCGUCCUGUUCCUCACUGCAGACAGGCCCAGGAAAAUUGGCCAGUGGAGAGAAAAUAGCUUCUGAAUAAUGAAUGACGGAGGGAGGCAAGUCCUUGAUGGUCCCCUCUCUGCCUGCCCCUGGCCAGGGCAGGGAGUUUGUCCUUCCAUUUUAAGACUUAGUACCACUUUGAGAGACAAGUCACCAGGGACCACAGCAGUGCAAAGAAUCUGGGCUUUCCUCUCUGAGCCGGCUUCCUCGCCCCUUCCUGCCCUCUUCCAUCGUGGAUCCAGUCCUUUGGCUGUCCCCACCCCUCUAUUCAGGGACAUUAGUCUGAUGACUUGCCCUGGGGACAGAGCUCAUUCUUGGUAUGAUCGUUUUUUAGGUAGCGUUUGCAUUUUGAAAGAGGAGUGUGGUGAAGAUGGCUUUCUCCCAAAGGUGCUAAGGAGGAUGGGGGCCUCGGGACACCAAGUCUGAGACACCAUGAGUGUCCAGGGCUCUGGCCGCCAUCAUUCAGGGUGAAGCCUGGCUGUCACAGAGCUUUCUUGGAGCAAAUUAUUUUUUCACUUUAGGAGACUUCCACAGUUCAUUUCUCGUUUCCAAUUAUGUGUGCGACAUGCUGUUUAUUUAUCAGCUGGGGCCCGCGGUGUGGCCUUGGGAAAGGAAGGGUGGGUGUGACACACAGUCUGAGGCCCUGAGACCCAUCCUCUCACAGAAUGUUGCUGCUGCUGCCGCCGCCGCCGCCGCCACCGCCGCCGCCAGCACCAUCAUUCAGCAACUUUCAUGGGUUCCAGAUACUCUCCACCCAGGCUCGUUUUUUAACUGGAAAUCGUCACAGCAUGGGAUACCAGAGCCAGACAGCGCAGCCUCCACUUUAAUGUGAAUGUGACCUACAAGCAAGGAACAUUUCUAAUAAAGUUUGUCAUUCUGUCCUUGA
Molecule: messenger RNA, 2704 nt
Organism: Peromyscus californicus insignis
Lineage: Eukaryota; Metazoa; Chordata; Mammalia; Rodentia; Cricetidae
Gene: Spsb4
Product: splA/ryanodine receptor domain and SOCS box containing 4
Exons: 3
Coding region: 755-1576 (273 amino acids)
Biological process (GO): proteasome-mediated ubiquitin-dependent protein catabolic process; intracellular signal transduction
Cellular component (GO): SCF ubiquitin ligase complex
Molecular function (GO): protein binding
Source: RefSeq, a predicted model, not a curated record